Molecule: messenger RNA, 5313 nt
Organism: Callithrix jacchus (white-tufted-ear marmoset)
Lineage: Eukaryota; Metazoa; Chordata; Mammalia; Primates; Cebidae
Source: RefSeq, a predicted model, not a curated record
GGACGCUGGGGCAGCCGGGCCUGGAGGGGACAGGGAGGGCGGCUCAGGUUUAGUCGCGUGGCCCCAGGUGCGCGGCCUUCGCCCCGCAGCACCCGUGGUGCUGGCCCGGGCCUCGGCUCUGCGGCAGAAGUCGCGGUUGUGGCAACCGGCGCCGGCGCAGCUGCCCCGGGCCGGGGCGUUUCGUCUGCGCGGGCCCGUGGGGCGGGCAUCGCCCUGGGCCACGCGCUGAUAGUCUCCAUCUCUCAGAAAAAGUCACGCCGUGGUCUGUAAAGGGUCCGCCCCGAAGUGGUCAAAGUGUUCAUUUUUAGAAACGGAUAGUGUUAGGUCGUAAAGACGUUCUGGAAAUUACCUCUAGAGCCCGGCUCUGGCAUUUUAUGGAAGAAGAAAUUGUCUGGACGAAUAACAUGAGAUCAUAUAGAAUCCCACUUUUGGUGCUUUCAAAUCAAGAAAGUAAAAGUAAACCAUUGCGGUCUUUCACCUUAAGUAUCCUGUGUUUUACUGCUCAAAACACCCGGUUUUUAUACUAUUCAUGAUGUCAGAAGGGAAACCUUCUGACAGAAAAAAGCCUCGUAGAAGCUUAUCAAUCAGCAAGAAUAAGAAAAAAGCAUCUAAUUCUAUUAUUUCGUGUUUUAACAAUGCACCACCAGCCAAACUUGCCUGCCCCGUUUGCCGUAAAAUGGUGCCUAGAUAUGACUUAAACCGGCACCUUGAUGAAAUGUGUGCUAACAAUGACGUCGUUCAAGUUGACCCAGGGCAAGUUGGCAUAAUAAAUUCUAAUGUGUCUACGGUAGAUGUAACCAGUGCUGCUUUAGAAGAUGUAAUGCCAGAGAAGUCACCACCACCAAAGGCAAAUUUAACUGCUGGCCAAAGUGAUUCAGCAAAAAUGGCCGUAAAACACAAGUCCAGUCCCUACUUUAAAAGUAAUGAUGCCUUGGUGUGUACAAAUCAAGAUGAGCUGAGAAAUCGUAGUGUGAAAGUCAUUUCUUUGGGAAGCCUAGCAUCUAAAUUGUCCAGAAAAUACACAAGGGCUAAAAAAUCAAUAGAUAAGGAUGAAGAAUUUGCCGGUUCUAGUCCACAGAGUUCCAGAUCCACGGUCAUUCAGAGCCUGGUUGAUAACUCUUCAGAAAUUGAGGACAAGGAUCAAAUUUUGGAGAACAGUUCUCAAAAAGAAAACAUGUUUCUAUGUGAUUCUCUAAAGGAAGAGUGUAUUCCCGAACACAUGGUAAGAGGAAAUAAAAUAAUGGAAGCUGAAAGCCAAAAGGCUACCCAGGAAUGUGAGAAAUCAGCCCUCACCCCUGGCUUCUCAGAUAAUGCGCUCAUGUUAUUUUCACCAGAUUUCACUCUUGGGAAUACAUUAAAGUCUACGUCAGACGACAGUCUUGUAAAGCAAGAGUCUAUCACAGGAGUGGUUGGACAACGUGAAGCAUGUAGUUGUGAAGAAGUAAAAAUGACUGUUGCCUCAGAAGCUAAAAUACAGCUGUCAGAUUCAGAGGCAAAAUCUCAGAGUUCUGCAGAUGAUGUUUCCGCAUGUAGUAACAUCCAAGAGGCUCCUCGGCAGGGUGACAGUGGCUUAAGCAGUGAUAUCUCUCGUAGCAUUCCUUUGGACCAGGGGUCAAGCUGCGAUGGUCCUGAUCAAACAACCAGUCAUCCUUACUACCUUCGAAGUUUCCUUGUGGUGCUGAAAACCGUACUUGAGAAUGAAGAUGAUAUGAUGCUCUUUGAUGAGCAGGAGAAGGGAAUUAUAACUAAAUUCCAUCAGUUAUCAGGUACUGGUCAGAAGUUAUACGUAAGGCUCUUUCAACGUAAAUUAAGCUGGAUUAAGAUGAGUAAAUUAGAAUACAAGGAGAUUGCCUCAGACUUAACACCUGUGAUUGAAGAAUUGCAGCAUGCAGGCUUUCUACAGACAGAAUCUCAGUUGCAAGAACUCUCUGAAGUGCUUGAACUCCUUUCUGCUCCUGAACUGAAAUCCCUGGCCAAGACCUUCCACUUGCUGAAUCCCAGUGGACAGAAACAGCAGCUGGUGGACAGCUUUCUCAAAUUGGCCAAACAGCGUUCAGUCUGCACUUGGGGCAAGAAUACGCCUGGAAUUGGUGCAGUGAUUUUAAAAAGAGCUAAAGCCUUGGCUGGGCAGUCAGUACGAAUCUGUAAAGGCCCCAGGGCUGUGUUUUCCCGGAUCUUGCUGCUGUUUUCAUUGACCGACUCCACGGAGGAUGAAGAUGCUGCUUGUGGAGGUCAGGGGCAGCUUUCAACGGUCCUGUUGGUCAACCUUGGCCGAAUGGAGUUUCCUAGUUACACCAUCAAUCGGAAAACCCAAAUCUUCCAAGACAGAGAUGAUCUUAUUAGAUAUGCAGCAGCCGUGCACAUGCUGAGUGACAUUUCUUCUGCAAUGGCCAACGGGAACUGGGAAGAAGCUAAGGAGCUUGCUCAGUGUGCAAAACGGGAUUGGGACAGACUGAAAAACCACCCUUCUCUGAGAUGGCACGCAGAGUUACCAGUCUUUCUGCGGUGUUUCACUGUUGGAUGGAUUUAUACAAAGAUUUUGUGUCGGUCUGUGGAAAUACUGCAGAGACUUCACAUGUAUGAGGUUAGAGCACAGGUUCCUGCCCCCCAUUUCUGCUGUGACAGCAUUAAACGUGAAGGACGGCGAUCGGGCUCUCCGCAUUUCCUACUUCUUUGGAAGCCGUCAGGGAACUUGAAAGCCUUUUGUCUCAGAGAAUUUAUUGUCCUGACAGCAGAGGCCGAUGGUGGGAUCGACUGGCUCUUAACCUACACCAGCACUUGAAGCGCCUGGAACCGAAUACCAGGGAUGCCAGCACAGCCUCAACAUAGAGACCAGAAGCUUUUGUCUUCACUGAUGAGCGAGAUGGGCUGGCUGUGUACUCUGUGCUGGGAUUUAGGAAUCAGGAUCUAGGAAUUAAGGGAGAGUCAGGUGACUCACCCUUCAGCAGGUACCUUCAGGGAAGGUGUUUUGGAAAUGGUGACUGUUCAUUUGUGGGACAGGGUCUCUAGGUAGAAAGACUGGCAGGAAGGGGUUCCUUGCCUUAUCUUACUGCAGGGCCUUCAUCAGUGACUUUGUAUUUCUGCGAGGUGUUUUGCUCUGCCAUUGGGAAGCGCUAUUUGACCUUGAGCAGGCACCAGUGCUCCCUGUGGUGGUGAUCUUGAGGGACUUGGAAGCACAGGGAUUCUGUGGCUGCCACAGCCAGGCAGGGUGAGGCGGCAGAGGCUGGGCCUCUGGGCUAGGCGCAACAGUGGUUCUUUGUGUGGCCGCCAGCAGGCCCCUCCCUGUCUCUCUUUCAGCCUUGCAUUGGAGCUGAAUGGAGAGGACUGUGCCUCUGGGGGCUUUUGGUUUUUUCAGUGGUCCAUUAAGUGAAUCAGGGUGAUGUAGGGGUGGAAAGAAAUGACCACAGGAUAGGAAAUAGAACAUCUUGUUUUUACUGCCGUCAGCUGAAAAAGUGCCUUGUUACCUAAGUAUCAGGGAAAGAGCCAGUAAAGCUAUUUCCUCUCGUGGAGGAGGGCAUGGGGCUUCCUUACCACUCAGUGUUUACUGAGGCUGAAAUAGCAGGAGAAAGCAUCUGGUAGCCCAGAACCAAAUACAGAAGGAGAACUCUUGUGUUUCUGUGGCUUUCUUUCAGUGAAAUCAAAGUUCAAGAGAGUUCCUAGUUCUGCUAGUGGGUGGACAAGCCACUGGGCUGAUUUUUGAGCCUGGAGCUAAGCCUAGUCCCUCCAAACCUUUUCCCAGAGGUCUUACUGGCCACACUCCCAGCUCUUGUUAUUUCGUUAGUUUCUUUCAUCUGUACCUCAGUCUCCAGGGAAGGGAUCUCCUAGCUGAGUGCUUGCUCCUGCAAAGUGCCCUGCAGCCAGCCCAGGCCUGGCCAGGGCAGAGGUGGAGCCAGCUGGGCCUCUCUCUCUGAGGCACCAUCUUCUGCCAGUGAACAGGGUGCACUUCAGAGUCUCAUUCUCCUGUCCUUUCCUUCCGGCCACUCAACUCCUGAUGGCCUGAGCUUUCAUUGAUUUUCAAUUUCUUCGUUUUUAUUUUUUCUUUCACUUUUUAUUUUUCUAUUGUGGUAAAACAAGUUUAAUAUCCCUAAAAUUUGGCAUUUUAGUAAUUUUUAGGCAUACAGUUCAGUGGCAUUAAUGGUACUCGCAAUGUUUUGUGACCACUGCCACUCUCACUACUCCAGACAGAAAGUCGGCAACCAUUAGGUGACAACGCCCCGUUUCCCAUCCCCCGGUCCUGGCCACCUCUCAUCUACUUUCUGUGUGUAAAUGUGCCUGAUCAUUUCAGUGGAACCCGACGAUAUGUGUGGUUCUGUGUCUGGUCUAUUUUGCUCAUCAUCAUGUUUCUGAGCUUCGCUUGUAUCACGGCACAGGUCAGGACUCUGCUCCUUUUCCAGGCUGAACACACUUCCACUGUAGCACCCACCACAUUUUCCUAGGUACUCAUCGGUCCCUGGACACGGGUUCCUCCCCGUCGGCCUUUUUGAAGAGUGCUGCAUGAACCUCUGCUUUUGUCCCUGCUUUCAGUUCUUUUGGGAAAUACCUGAGAGUGGAAUUGCUGGGUCCUGUGGUGACUCUGCAUGGAGGUUUUUGAGGAGCAGCUGAACUUUCUUCACAGUUGUUUACACCAGUCUCACAUUCCCACCGGCAGUCUGUGAGGGUUCUGGUUUCUCUACCUCCUUGCCAGCACUUAUUUUCCAUGUUUCUGAUUAUAGUCAUCCUAGUAAGUGUGAAGUGGUAUCUCCUUGUGGCUUUCUGUAUUUCUGUUUAUUUGUCCGACUCUGAAUCACCUUGGGAAAUACUUGUAACUCCUCUAAACCUUAGGUUCCUGUCCCUGUAAAUAAGGAAUCUGAAGCCACUCCACGGUUCCUGACUGCACAUGAGAUUAACCUGGAGCUCUGAUGUGGCCACACACCUGGGCUCCUGCUCUGGAGGUUCUCAUUGUGUGGAUCCGGGGUGGGACACAUGUUUUCUUUCAAAGCUGCCUAGGUGAUGUCCUGAGAACCACCGAGCCAAGCUUUCCUGUAAAGUCAGGCAUCCCUGAAGUUCACGCCCUUUGUGAGGGGCAGCUGCUGGGAUCCGCUGUCCACCUGGAUCACGGCCCAGUCACGCUCCAGCAUGUUGACUGUGAAGGCUAUGCUUGCCAUGUGCAUUGAAAGCAUCCGAAUGAGAUCUAAAGAAACAGCCUGAUUUUCUAGAAGUGCUGUUUGCUCAUUUGCUAAUCAGCAAAAUUCAAUAAUAGUGGGGUUUUCCGUCAUAGAACAGAGGGAAGCUGCCAUGGGGUCUUUUAGGAGGCUGAUGUGUGACCACACUCUU